Cucurbita moschata (crookneck pumpkin) is the source of this 1360-nucleotide messenger RNA. RefSeq names its product GDSL esterase/lipase At1g28570-like. The record is from RefSeq and is a predicted model, not a curated record. Gene Ontology annotation, molecular function: hydrolase activity, acting on ester bonds. The coding region runs from base 120 to 1277 and encodes 385 amino acids. The transcript has 5 exons. Lineage: Eukaryota; Viridiplantae; Streptophyta; Magnoliopsida; Cucurbitales; Cucurbitaceae.
AACGAAAACCAUUCUGGUUUGUGUUUAUGAAUUAUGUUGUUUAUUGAGGCCCCAUUCCACCUACCAUCCACCAUUAUAUUACUUCAAAUGGUAUCAAGUAGCUUCAUCUUUCUUCCUCCAUGUCUCCCACAAUUCCUUCCUUUUCAUUCUCAAUGACUCCACCAUCUUUACUUCAUCUUGCUUUUGCCUUUGCCUUUGCCGUCCACUCUGUUUUUGGACGCUACACCUCCAUCUUCAACUUCGGCGAUUCCCUUUCCGACACCGGAAAUCUCUAUUACACCUGUUCCUCUCCUAAUCCUGUCCAUGUUUGCUUCCUUCCUUACGGGGAGACCUUCUUCCAUCGCCCCACCGGCCGAUUCUCCGACGGCCGUGUCAUCCUCGACUUCAUUGCUACAUCGUUGGGGCUUCCACUGGUACGCCCAUACCGGAGUGUGGGGCUGGGAGAAGAGGGGAUUAGCGCUGAGGAAUUUAGGAAGGGCUUGAAUUUCGCUGUUGGGGGAGCAACUGCGCUGAAUCUGUCGUAUUUUGAAGAAAGGGGAGUCCAUAAUGUGCCAUCUCACGCCGUCUCCCUCGAGAUUCAACUGGAUUGGUUCAAGAAAACAUAUUCUUCCGUUUGCGCAUCUUCUGCUUCCUCGGGGUGCAAGGAUAUGUUUAAAAAAUCCCUAUUUAUUAUGGGUGAAAUAGGAGGGAAUGAUUACAAUGACUUUUUGUUUGAUAAACGCAACAUUGAAGAAGUGGCCUCUUUAGUACCAUUGGUGAUCAAACAAAUUGGGUCCGCAAUCAGGGAGUUGAUUGAGUUAGGUGUAGACACUAUAAUGGUUCCGGGAAAUUUUCCUAUUGGGUGUGUUCCAAUGUAUCUCAAAUUGUUUAAGACAUCAAAUGGAGAACACUACGACUCAAAAAAUGGUUGUUUGAAAUGGUUGAACCAAUUUUCAGAGUACCAUAAUGAACAACUCCAACAAGAACUCGAGCGGAUUGGAGCUCUCCAUCCGCACGUCCAUCUCAUCUAUGCAGAUUAUUUCAAUGCUGCUAUGCGCCUGUUCAAUGCUCCAAAGAAUUUCGGAUUCGUGGAUAUUGAACAAGUUUGUUGUGUGGAUGGGAAUAGAACAAUUAAUUUUCCUGUGCCAUGUGGAUUGCCCUCCACCAUUGUGUGUGAUGAUCCUUCCAAACACUUUAGUUGGGAUGGACUUCACUUGACUGAAGCCACAUAUGAAUUGAUAGCAAUUAGCGUGUUGGAAGACAUAUUCACCGCUCCUCAAUUUAGUAUUUUUCAAUAAAAAAAAGCUCAACCAAGUUACUUCAAUCCCAAUAAAUUUUAUUUUAUUUUAUUUUUUUAUGUUAUAUGAAUCUCCGUGUUUGU